Molecule: messenger RNA, 517 nt
Organism: Cinara cedri
Lineage: Eukaryota; Metazoa; Arthropoda; Insecta; Hemiptera; Aphididae
Source: the annotation of a GenBank genome assembly
AUGGCUCGUAAAAAUAAAGAGAAUAAAAACAUGGCACUAUCAACCAUGUUGAGAGAUGAAGGCGAUAGCAGUGAAGACGACUACCGGCGUAAACGGGACAAAAAUAAUCAGGUAUGCUGUAGUUUAUGGUUGUAUAUUGUUAUGUCUUUAUUCAAUUUUUUUUAUUAAUUUAAUAGGCAGUUAAAAGAAGUCGAGUAAAAAGUAGAAUGCGCACACAACAGACAUUGCAACGUGUGAACCAAUUGAAAACUGAAAAUGAUAUGCUUGAGGAAAAAAUUAAACUUUUAAGUAAAGAAUUGGGAUUUUUAAAAGAAUUAUUCAUGGCACAAGCUGGUAAAUAUAUAGAUAUAUUAGUUUUAUAUUCCAAAUAUAUACGUUUUCUACAUUUUUCUUUCGGUAUAUUUUAGGCACAUCACAAAUUGAACUACCUAAAUCUGUUGACCUGAAAACAUUACUGAGUGACACUACAUCGGAUAUAUUGGAUAAUGAUUUAACAAAACCCCCAUCUUCGUCCUAA